Puccinia graminis f. sp. tritici CRL 75-36-700-3 is the source of this 2069-nucleotide messenger RNA. RefSeq lists its product as uncharacterized. The transcript has 9 exons. The record is from RefSeq and is a predicted model, not a curated record. NCBI's taxonomy places the organism in Eukaryota, Fungi, Basidiomycota, Pucciniomycetes, Pucciniales, Pucciniaceae. The coding region runs from base 151 to 1869 and encodes 572 amino acids.
AAAAAAAACAACAACUUGAACUGAUCCAUAAAAAAUAGUACCCCUCGGCCUCCGCCGACUUUCCUUAGCCCGUUCACCCUCGUCCUCCAUCGUCCACUUGCCGCCAUCCUCCAAAAAAUCCACAAAGGUUGAACCCAAUUGAGUCGCGUGAUGGCCAGAGAACGAAUCAUAUCGCUCCGGCAUUUAUCGCAGGAGUACCAUGGCAUCACACCGGACGGAUCGCCGGCCCAAGACGACCCCCGAAGAGAGAGCCGACUGCAAGCUGCGUCGAGGGGUGAGGAGGAGGGGAACACAAUAGAUGAAGAGGCCGAGAGGCUACUGAGUCCCGAUCCCAGACGGUCCGGGUCGAGGCCGCCGAAGCUAGUCGUCGAGGACUAUUCCUUGCCGCCCACUGAUCAUCGUCGCCGGCCCGGCAUGACUGGAGGAGAAAGAGAAGAGAAGAAGAGCCGACACUCUCCACUCAUCAAGUCAUCUGGUGGCCCCGACAUUCAUGAACACCCAUCCAUCGUCACUCAGCAUGAGGUUGAUGAGGACGAGGACGACCGCAGAACCCUGGCGACUGCCGAUGAUCAGUACGACCAUCCGCUCCUCAAGCAUGUCUGGGCCGAUCCCGACGGGCCCAUCGUUUCCGCCGCCGGCCAACCGGAUAUCGACGCCGAGAAGGCUGCCCGGUUCCCGCUCGAAGCGGGGGACAUGGGCCACUUCAUGAACCAAGCCUCUAAAAUAUCCACAAGGAUCGACGGAUUGGAGGCCCAGCUGCUCGAAAACUCGCCCAGCUUCUCCAACGAUCCGGCCUUCCGAACGGCCCUAUACACCCAAAUCGACCACCACGUCGUCCAACAAAUCCUGCUCCUCCAGGCCACCCAUCGUCUAGAUUCCAGUCCUUCAUUCUCUCCUGACAUUGGUGAUGAUAAUGAUCAUCAUCAUCAUGAUUGGAAGACGGUUGAGAAGAGGAGGUUGACGCCUAGUACCCUCGAAAUCGAACAUGCUCUUAAAGUCGAACAGAUCGUCGCAUUGAAGACUAAGGCCAAAUCGCUAGUCUCGGGGAUGAUCGGACGACUGAAGGAUGAGAAGCAGAUCACGACGAACCAGAUCGAGUACGAAUGGAACAAGGAGCUCAGCCAAGGCUCGGCGAGCUCGCGACACUCCCGAAGCGUCUCGACCAUCGUCGUCCCCGACGCUCGCAAUCCCUCCAUCGACUCUUCGCCCGUCUCGCCUGACCUCCAACUGUUCGAGAAACUCCAGCAGAUCGACCAUCUUCCUCGCGCCUCUAAAUCCUACUCUGAGGAAGUCCAAAAAAUCUUGAAUCUUGCGGUACGAUCCUCGACAUCGUAUCCCGAAGCGCGAAAGUCGAGUCUAUUCAUCAGAUCGAAGGUCGAUUCGGUCCUCCAAAUCCACGCCGAAGUCGACCAACUGAACCGCUACCUCGUCCAAUUGUCCUCUGAUUGUUCACGCCAGUAUGGACAUGAAGGCACGAGUUCUGAAGAAGACGAAGAAGAUGAUGACUUGUCGAGCAUAAGCAUCAGUCUAGACGGGCUUGAGGACGAAGACAAAGGCCGUCUCGAGCCGCAGAUAUCCGGCCGGAAGACCAACAAGAUCCGAUUCAUGCUCGGCGACCGGCCCAAAAAAAACCCGCAAAGUCGCUCCAGCUUUGUCGAAGAUCUCGAAAACAAUCGGGUCGGCAAUAAGGAGCCCCAGUGUCAUCGGCUUUCGUAUGGCUCAAACAGCUCCUAUCCCAUCUCUUUCCAUGACAAUCGGUCUUGGCUGGUUAGAUAUCGUCUCACCGUCUGUUGCUCCAUUUUGGCCUUUGUCCUUCUGAUCUCCAUGGCCUGUCUCAUCUACUUCAACCUCAAAUCUCACAACGACUAAUCUUGCCCUCUCUCUCUCUUUCUCAUCUACUUCCCUUCGACGAACUUCACACGAAAAACCUUCUGGUGGUUGUAAGAAGAUUUCUCUCUUUGGCUGUCCUUUUUCCUCUUUUUUUCCCGCUUCUCUUUUUUUUGGUCCCUCUUGAUUUCUUCUCUAGAGUUCAUCAAACAGACAAUCUCAAGUAUCAUCGUUCCUCUUUU